Messenger RNA from Leguminivora glycinivorella, 1809 nucleotides. RefSeq lists its product as uncharacterized. The transcript has 7 exons. Lineage: Eukaryota; Metazoa; Arthropoda; Insecta; Lepidoptera; Tortricidae. The coding region runs from base 399 to 1661 and encodes 420 amino acids. The record is from RefSeq and is a predicted model, not a curated record.
AGGUUCGAUAGAAAGAGAAGAGUCACAGAACUCACAGAGUGUAACAUUGUUCCUAUACAUUUGGCGCGACCAUUCUCUUUUCGAACUGACUAAGAGUUUUAUUUUUUGCUUUAUUCGCGUCACGCUAAUUGACUUACAUUCUAAUGAACCACUCAUUUCAUCAAAAAUAGAAACAACACAGAAUAUGAACGAAACAACAAGUUAGAAGUCAACAGCCAUGCGUUAAUAAUAAACAACCGUAUCUAAACUUUUCAGAUGAUCGUGACAUUUAAUUAACAAUUCAAAGAUAGAACUCUGCACAGAAGUCGCGACGUGACAGCGUCGUGUCAUUGUCACCCAUUCAAAGUUUCUGACGAUAUUGUUUACAUUUGUAUUUUCCAACUUUCACAUCAAUAUGCAUGGGUAGGAGGGAGCUGAAAGUGAUGAGAAUCACGAAACGUUUUGUGAUAAUGGUGGCGUCAGUGUCGCUCGCGGUGUUCACGAGCCGGCUGCUGAACAGGCGAGCGCUGGUGCACCACCCACCGCAGGUCGCGCACGACAGUUACUGGGACCAUGUAAUAGAUCACUAUGGGAUUCCCUUUUUACAGCUUUGUAUAACAUCCCUCUACAAAUUAUAUAUAAAAUUUACUAUUUUUAACGCGUUAGUAUUUAGCGUCAAAUAUUUUCCGUCCGGAUUAUAUCUGUACAAGUUUGUGAGCAGUGUCUACAAUACUUCCAAAGAACGUCUGAGGAUAAAGCAAAUAGAGCUCGAAGAUUUAGUUUUAGAGAUCGCGAUGGUGAAGACGAAGCAGGUGGUCCGCGAGACGGAGUGCACGGAGCUGCUGGCGCUGCAGGAGCGCGAGGCGGCGCGGCUGCGCGACAUGCGCGCGCGCGUGCAGGCGCUCGUGGCCGACGACCAGGCGCUGCGCAAGCUGCUAGACACCUUCGCCGUCGAGAAACCGCACCAUUUGGAACAUCACAAUGCCGAACAAGACCUCCACUUAAUGGAACUCCUGGCAUUCGACAAAAGUAAACUAGCAGAGGGAGCAACUGAAAGCAUAGACGACCCAAGAGAGGAUCCAGUGUCCGGCAAGAGCGAAUACUCGUCGGUGAGUGAGGCGGAGGUCGAGAAGGACUGCCAAAUCAAGAUCAUUGAAGUCACCAACGUCUACAAAGUGGCGUAUCUCAAGCACUACAUUAAGCUGAAGCGAAUCCGGCGAGCUAGCAGACACGCGUUGUUAAAGAAAAAGAUGGCAAACAUCAAGAAGCUUUUGGAGAGCUGGCAAAAGGCGCUCAACAUGGUAAUGAAGGACCACCGAUACAUCAUGCGGCGGGACCGGGACGAAACAUCAGAGGACAUCAGCGCCUCGCGGCCGCUUGAUUCCGAUACCGACACCGCCGUGGAUGAGUACAACACCGAAUGGGAGCAGCCAGGACUUUACAAGCACUACUAUCGGGAGCCUGAAAUAACGGAUUGUUCAGGGGACUACCCAUGUCACGACUACAACGACCAAUAUUACGGGAACUGCUACGAGGAUACGGAGCCGUCAGUGUGCGAGUCGCAAGAGGCCUGCAAGCGGCCGGAGCUGCCGCUCCUCCUGGAGGAGACCAGCAGCCAGCUGUUCGCGCUGCAGGACGCGCACCAACACCACAACGACUCUAGCGACUGCCCCAAGAGUUAGCUUUUGACACUUUCAAAUUUAUUAUUAAAUGUUUUUCUUUUUAUCGUGUUUUGCUUGGACGCUCCGAUAUUUUUAUAAUGGCUCUAAAGUCAGCGAGUUAGCUUUCUUUUGAAUCACGAAAAAGAAGCGUGAACGCCGAAGGCACGUC